AUGACUGAUAAGCAGGUAAAUCCUAACAGAUUUCCGGCUUUGUCAUUCACUUCUGCCAAUGAGCAUUAACAAUUGGAAUCUGGAAACUGGAUUCCAAUUAGCCACUGUCACGCUGUCACGGUUUUGUUUAAAAUCUUGCGUGUGUAAGUAAAUUGUGUUCGUUGUAACUUACUCUUCUGGCAUUCUGCGGUGAAUAUCGAUUGUUGCUUGUGCGAUCUAGUGUUAAGUGUUUUAAGAUUUUCAACUCGUUGGCCUUAUUUGGAUUUUUACAGUUUCGUCAUUGUUUGAGAAUUGAGGUAAGUUGUAUUGUAUCAAUAUAUUUAGAUAGUAACCUCUUUGUUGUUUUAAGUUAAAUAGUUAAUCAACGUUGCUUCAGGGUUCAACUUUGCGGCUUGCGCAGUUGCGCCUUUGUCAGUACUCGCUACUCGGUAUUUUGUCACUGAAACACUAAGUGAAUAGUGAAUAAAUUUAAAAGGCAAAAACCAAAGUCCAAAGAUAGUACAAACUUACAAAUGACUCUGAAAUGAGUAUCAAAGCUUAGUUAAAUUAAACACUUGAAAUUGUCUGUCAUGCAACGCAAUGUCAUUGAUUUAUAUGACUGUAGGCGUGAAUGCAUGCAUCAUAGAGAUAUCUAUGCCAUGGGCAUUGGGCCAUGGCGUCUUGUUGCCUUAUUUGCCUCAAUGUCUUAUUACGAGUAUGACUGAUUGAAAUACAGUAACAUCUAUUUACAACGUGAUUAUGAUAAAUGUUUAUAAGAUGAGUGCCUGUGUUGUAUCCGAUAUACACUAUAGUGUAGUGGAGUCUCACACUAAUGGGUAAUGGAUUAAAAAUGAAACAACUUAACAAUAAUAAAGGUUACAAAAUUACCUUUGUUUGAAAUUCAUUCAAUAUACCCAUACAAAAGCGACAUGGCCUUGUGGCAGAAAAGCUCUCCAUGAAACCUCCAAUUCCAUUACUUCCAAGUUUAUCUGCCAAAACCAAGCUUAUUGUACCCUCAAUCCAUUGAAUACAAUGCCCUAUCUUCAGUUAACUCCAUGGUUCUAUUUAAAGACAUUAUGAAUAAAACACAAAUCAACCACAUGCACAGAAUGUAGUGGCUAAAUUGAGGUGGGGAACACAUGCAGUAAGGUUCCUGAGACUUACUGAUUCUAGUAAUCCCACAUCUGCCAUCAGUGGCUUCAGCACCUGUCGCAUUCCAUACUUUUUUAUCCAUUUCACUGGACAUAAUAUAGCGAGGUUCAGCACUUUGAGAGAUUUUCGGUACUUUGGGUGUAGAUUCCCUAACACCCAGUAAAACUCACCUUAGAAAAAAAAAGUGGUUUAGGGUUAUUCGUAUACAGUAAAUAAAUAAUCACAACACAUAUGCCUAUCUCCAAGUUUAUAGAAGGAAGAAAGACCAAACACCAAGGCAGGGUUAGUCACUGAGCAUCUUGUCUAUGGUAACUGUGUUUUGGGCAAUCCCUUGAACACUCUGUCAAAGUUUUUAAAAUCAACUUUAUCACCUAGUCGAGCCUUUAUCAGGAUGGGCAAAGUAUGCUUAGUCUGGUCUGCGAUAUAAAGGUUAUGACAUUUGUGGCUUGGCAAUGUAAGUUUAUUCCUCCUCAUACAAUAUUAACAUAGCUAAUUGUUUGCUGUGCUCACAUAUGAUAAUUUAAUGAUAUUCUCCUUCGAAACUAAUAUACUGUACUUAAUUAUAUCUUACCAAGUUUGUGAACUGUAGCCUUUGCUCCUAAAGGAUGAUUGAUAGAAAAAAAUGGAUGAUGAUCAGGACUAAACAGUUCUUUAUCACAAAAGUCGUACAUCUUCCCAUCUGUGCUUCGGUGGGUAUUUUGAACCUAGUUAAACAAAUUGCAGCAAAGACAAAUUAUUAAACAAUAUUUUCUUGUUUUAAUAUGGAGCCUAUUUUGGAAUUACCCAAAACAUGAUAAGAUAUUUGACAAUGAGAUUUUACCUAACGGCUACAAUAUAAUCAGGAAGGAUAGACCAGGAAAGAAACGAGGAGGAGGUGUAUUGAUCGCGCUAAGAGAGAACAUUCCAUAUAACAUUGUAUUACCGUCAAAUGCUAAACGAAACUGGCAUGAUCUUCUAGAAAUUGUUGCAAUCGAAAUCCAGUUGAACAAAAAUAGUAAAAAAGCUCUUUUAUGUGUCUGUUAUCGAUCUCAGAAGUAUAAAACCGAAUCUUGGUCUCAAAUGUUUACUGAAUUCUUACAAGACACCCAAAAUUAUGAUCUGAUUCUUAUAACUGGUGAUUUUAACUUCCCUGAACUGACUUGGAAUUCCACUCUCGUAGCCUCAAGACCUGUUUCAGCUCACUCUGUGGAAUUUCGUGAACUAACUUUAGACUUCUUUUUGGAACAAACUAACACUCAUUCUACACGUGGAGAUAAUAUCCUAGACCUUGUGUUUUCAAGAACCCCUGAAGCCAUAAAAGACUUGACUUGUAUUUGCCCAAAAACCAUGAACAUAUCUAGUGAUCACGGUUUAUUGAUGUUCGACUUCCACUUAACUAUGAGUUCAUUUGGCUGUAACAAAAGAACUGUUUUCGAUUUCAAACGUGCUGAUUGCAAUGGUCUACAGAACAAGCUACGCUUUUCAAAUUUGUCUCCAACAGAUCACUCAAAUUUAGACCUUGACGCUGAUUGGGAGAAAUGGAAAAACACCUUCCUUAGUGCAGCCGCUGACCAUAUUCCACGUAAGUCACUCAAGAAAAACAGUUCUCCUCCCUGGUUCGACGGUGAAAUUAAACACCUUAUUAAUAAGAAGGAUUUUUGCAGAAAAAGGGCAAAACAGUCGCUGAAUCCAAGUGCAUGGGAAAAGUUUCGAACUCUAAGGCGUCAAGUCAAAUCAUUGUUGCAUGACAAGCGUAGAGAAUUCUUUCAAAAUCUGCCUGAUCUCUUGAAAACAAGUAGCAAAAAAUUUUGGUCCGUUUUUAAGUCAGUCUCCAAACAUUCGAACAUACCAAACAAAAUUUCUUGGUCUAAAGAUCCUACAACGCAUAUCGCUGCUGACAACCCUGCGGACAUUGCAAAUGUAUUCAACCGUUAUUUUUUCUCAGUCUUUAACACUGCCCAAUGCCACGAUUCACAUCGUCACCUCGACCAAGAAAACUAUAAUACCAUUGACACACUUCAGGAUAUCGUUAUUACGCCUGAGGAAGUUUACGAAUGUCUCUGCACACUAGAUCAGAAUAAAGCAUCAGGACCUGACAGAAUUCCAGCCACACUUUUGAGACACUGUGCUUCCAGUAUCUGCUCGUCUCUUUCUGAGCUUUUCAAUAAAACAUUGUCUGUUGGUAAGUUGCCAAAAGAAUGGAAACUGUCCAACAUUACGCCAAUCCCAAAGAGCGGGUCUUCUAGCAAUGUUACCAAUUACCGACCUAUUUCGCUUCUAUCACUUGUAUCCAAGGUACUUGAGAGAUGUAUCUACAACAGGCUUAUUGAGCACAUUGGAGAAAAAUUACAUCAUCUGCAGUUUGGUUUCUUGAAGGGCAAGUCAACUACUAGUCAACUCCUGCAGGUGUUACACGACAUUGGAAACAAACUAGACAACAAGUGUCAAGUAGACACACUGUACUUGGACUUUGCCAAGGCAUUUGACAAAGUAAACCAUGAACUGCUGCUUUUCAAAUUGAAACGUUUUGGCAUCAUCGGUAAACUCCUAUCUUGGCUACGUGAUUAUCUUUCUGGUCGCUACCAGAGGGUAACGGUUCUCAGCGAGACCUCGAAUCCAUUACCUGUCCUAUCUGGUGUGCCACAGGGUUCGAUACUCGGACCACUACUUUUCAUGGUUUAUGUAAACGAUCUUCCCGACUGUGUCUCAAGUUCUUCAUCAUUGGCAAUGUUUGCGGAUGACUCUAAAUGUUACCAUCCCAUUAAAUGUUCUGAGGACGCCGAAGUCUUGCAGUCUGACAUAAAUGCUAUUGACUCUUGGUGCAAGGAGUGGCAGAUGUCUUUAAAUCACUCUAAAUGUGGUCUUCUUCGCAUUACAAGAAAUUCUCAACCGAUCCAUUACUCUUACAACGUGGAAGGCAACUUACUUAAAACACUCAAUAAACAAAAAGAUCUUGGUGUUAUAGUCUCUAAAGAUCUUAUAUGGAGCCUCAACGUCCAAGCCGUCUCAAAUAAGGCCAACAAAAUGUUGGGGUUCGUGAAAAGAUCGUGUUUUCAUGCAAGUGACCCAAAAGUACGAAAGACCCUGUAUUUAGCCCUAGUAAGAAGCCAGCUUGGUGACUGUAGCCAAGUGUGGGCACCCCAAACAACCCAUGACAUUCAAACCCUGGAACGAGUUCAGCGUCGCAGCACGAAGUUUAUUUUAUCUCUUCCAUUUCAAACAGAUAUUUCAUAUCCUAAAAGACUUGCUAAACUCAACAUUCUUCCAAUUACCUACUGGCAUGAAUACCUGGAUCUUGUUUAUCUAUUCAAAUGUAUUUAUGAAAAUUCCGACAAAAAUGUAAAACUACAUUCACCAAAUCGUGUAACCAGACGCUCUAGUUCCACAUCAGGACUCCUUCUUCAGAUUACCAAAUCAAAAACAGUAACCUUUCAAAACAGUUUUUAUAUCAGAGCAUGCAGAACGUGGAACACUCUACCAAUAUCUUUAAGAAACUUAACUUUAUUGUCUUCGUUUAAACGUUGUCUAUUUAAUUACUAUUUUUUAUUAACUUCUAAUGUUUAUAACCCAGAAUUGCCGUACACAUACAAGACUGUUUGUGUCAAAUGUCACAAAGCCCGUCCUUUGGAUUCACUCAGUGACACUUUGUGCUGCUAGUGCCCUUUCUUUAUAUUAUGUGAUGACUUUUUGUUGUUUUUUGUUGUGAUGCACUAUUUAGUGUUUAACUCUUUGUAUGCAAUAUUUCUAUGUAUUUUACAACUCACGCGGGGAACCCGUUAUUGGAGCUUCGGCUCUGUGGGUGCGCCCUUCCUGUUUUUGGGUAAAUUAAAUAAAUAAAUAAAUAAAUAAAUAAAUUUUUAAAUUUGAAUCCCGGAAAUGGCAUGUGCAUCAUUCUGACACACGCAUAAUCAGAAAACCCAAAAUUCCAGGCGCCAGAGUAUGCCUGUUCGCAGGUAAUGCUGUGAAUAAUAUAGUUAACAACAAAAAUCAUGACUAAAGACACCAAAAACGGAUCAAAAUUGGGAAUCGACUCACAUUCCUUCAAUCCCAUUCCCAUUUUUGAGGAUUUCAUUUCCCAGUGGCCAAAUCCCAGUCCCAGCAACCCAAAUCCCAUUUUCCCAGUCUAAAAAUAGAUCAAUCCCAGUUCCCAUUUUACCCCUUCAGGGCCAUCUAUAGUAAAUGUGCAUGUUUAAAUGCGCUUUAUUACCCUCUAUUAAGUCGGUUUUCCACUAGCGGAUUUUUCUGCUCGAAGCGACCUUUUUCCUUUGUCAGCAUCCAUUUUGCAGCCCUCGAAAAGUCAAACCGUCAAAAUUGAGGUCGGCAAAAGAGGGCCUAAGUCGGCACAUAAGUCUGACCUAAGUCGGCACAUCUCGGCAUUUCUUAAAAUCUGUUCACGUCUUGAAGCACUAUUAAUCACGCAUUUACGAAUCAUUGAAAUCGGAAUAUAACUGGAACGUUACCUCCAGCCGGAAAAUUCGAAAGUUGGAGCCAAAUUUUAACUCCAGACGCGCGAAAUUUGAUCUUCAAACAUCUAACGUAUAUACACAAUACCCGUCAGUUUUUAAACCUUACACCGUAGUGUGUCCAGUUAAUCGAAUUCGCUGACAUUUUAAAAGCUAUCAGCAUAAAAAAUUCUUACUUUGGUUGAAUUAAGGUGGGCAAAAAUUUGCAUUUAGCCCGGCAUUGCCGAAUGCCGACCUCGUUUUCGAGGACUGAUUUUGCCACGUCUUGCUGACGUAAUAAGUGAUACCGACAAAGGAAAAAGGUCGCUUCGUGCGAGAAAAUUCGCUAGUGGAAAACCGACUUUAUUGCCUCUUUUAUAGAACGGUAUAAUAAGCAACAACGAACAACAACAACAACAACAACAACAACAACAACAACAACAACAACAACAACAACAACAACAACAACAACAACAACAACAACAACAACAACAACAACAACAACAACAACAACAACAACAACAACAACAACAACAACAACAACAACAACAACAACCAAACACCAAACAAAUUUAAUUACCUAAUUAUGAUUUCAAUAAUAUUAUGUUUUUGGACUAGCUGCCAGAAGUGAAGAUACUGUAUUCGAAAAAAUUUGCAUUGCUGCAUGUGUGGUUUCUUUGAUGCAUGCUAUUCGUGAUAUUCGGUUUGAAUUCAAUUAUUCAGGAGGUCAAUUUUGUUUUUUUCAGUGGUUAUCUUUAGCCAAUCCAGUUUUGCCGACUGAGAUAACAAUUUGCCGAUUAGCUGACGAGUGGGGGGGGGGUGUUCCAUCCCCCCUGUAGCGCCGCCCCUGAUUUCAGUCUGCAUGGCCAUGGGCGUAGGAAGAUCGGUAUUUUGGGGGGCUCAUAUUCAUAUAUUCAUAAAGCAAUCAAUUUCAAAAGAAGUAAUGAUGCAGAACACGAAUAUAUGAAUAUGAGCCCCCCCAAAUAUCGAUCUUCCUACGCCCAUGGCCAUGCAGACUGAACUAUCGAAAUUUAUUACGUAUGCGAGCUGGCUUAACCCAUAGCAAAGACAGAUAAGUAGUUUACGUUUGGUAUUGUAUUCUAUUCUAUUCUACCUACUGGGGUUUCUUUCGCUUUAAGAGAUUUCACUCCAGUUAUAAAGUGAGGUCACCGGCGAAGGUAAAGUAUUCCAAUUUCCGAAAAUCAAUUCCGAAAGUAAUUCAGGUGCAAAACGUUAUAUUAAUGACUUGCAACCAAUCUCCUCCUGGUACACACCAGACAAUGUUCAUCGAUAAAAUCACAAAAUAGACAUGGUAUAUCUAUUAUGUGAUAAAUAUUCUUUUGUGCCAUGCCACCUGACAUGGCGGGUGACGUGCAAGUCAAGAAUAGAGAAAAUCAAAAAUCAGUCCAGUCCAGUCCAAUUGUCCAGUCCAGUCCAACAGUCCAGUCCAACUGUCCAGUCCAGUCCAGUCCAACUGUCCAGUCCAGUCCAGUCCAGUCCAUGUUGUGUACUAUGCCAAUUCGGACUGGACUAGAUUUCAAGUCCGCGCGAGGCGAAGCCGAGGUCUGGAUCAAAAUGCGCGGACUUGGAAUCUAGUCCAGUCCGAAUUACAGGAUUUGAAAUGACAUCUCAUGCGAAUAAAUCACUAUUUAAUGAAUUUUGAUCCAGUCCAAGGGCAAGGACUGUAUUAAUUUUGAUCCAGUUCUAGGACUAUAUAGGAUCAUCAUCAGGUGUCCAUUAUUAUCAUGUGAGCAAAAUAAAGCAAUAUGGUUGGCUAAUUUACUCAUGAAUUAUUAAUGAUUUGAGAUUCUAUCUUUACCACCAUAUGGAAACCAGGCUUUAUAUUAAAUCGCCACCCGAUUGCACUAUCGACGAACUGACGCAUAGUUAUAAAGUUAUGAAAGUAUACCUUAUAACUAAGGUAUAAGGUAUAAAGGUAUACUUUAAGGUUUACUUAAUUAUAAGGUAUAUAAUUAUAUAAGUCACUGUAUGCCUGGUACCAUUUACCACCAUGGCAUUUUAACCUAUCAAUCUAUUUAUUAUUAAUCUAUUUAUUAUUGAGAAUAAAUAUAGAUGUAUCAUUCAAUGAGAUGUAUUAAUACAUCGUAUCCAUGAUUUUGAAAAGCACGGCUUAAAAUGGACGGGUAUUCUGCACUCGCUCCGGAAGAUAUUGUUUUAUUUGUUUUGUUAUGUUUUAUUUGUUUUAAAUUAACAGCUUAUUAGGAACAAUAACAUGUAGUUUCAGAAGGGGAAAGUAAUGAACGGGUCGCAAGAACGGAACAUGCAAGCUACCCCCAUGCACAUUUACAAAAUAAUUUACAAGAGGGCCCUGAAGGGGUAAAAUGUGAACUGGGAUUGAUCUAUUUUUAGACUGGGAAAAUGGGAUUUGGGUUGCUGCAUGGUUGCUGGGACUGGGAUUUGGCCACUGGAAAAUCAAGUCCUCAAAAAUGGGUAAUGAGUAUUUUAAAAUACAAUUUUGAUCCGUUUUUGGUGUCUUUGCUCAUGAUUUUUGUUGUUAACUAUAUUAUUCACAGCACUACCUGCAAACAGGCAUACUCUGGCGCCCGGACUUCUGAUUAUGCGUGUCUCAGAAUGCUGCAAAUGCCAUUUCCGGGUUUCAAAUUUAAAAAUUUUCCGUGCCUUCGGCACGAGCCCCUUUAAUAUUUCAUAAAGUGUCCGCCACUUGCUUAAAAGGUCUUAAAACUGUUUAUUCUACCGAUAAAUAAAGGGUUUGUUAUUGAUUGGAAUUUCAAUAACUGGGAUUGGGAUUUCUAAUAAAAAUCCAACUGGGACUGGGAUUUUGCCAAAAUUUCAGGUGGGAAAUGGGAUUGGGACCCCCCCCCCCCUUCAGGACCCUCUUUAAAGCACGAGUAGGAGUGUUUUAUCAGAUAUAAAACGCGAGGCGCAGCCGAACGUUUUAUAUCUGAUAAAACACGACUACAAGUGCUUUAAAUGGCUUAAAAAACGACUCAUCUUAUAUGAGUUCAUUGGCGAAGUAAUUUUUAAAAUAAAGUUUGUCUAAACCGAGAAAAUCAAAGCUAAAGUUUAUGUAAAUUAACAUGAUUUUUUAUCACAUAUAAAGAUACGAUACGCUGAAUUAUUAAUGAGUUUUUAAAUAAAAUUUACAACUCUUGAAAGUGCUUUUACACACUCCAUAUAGGUAGAACCUAAAUACGGAAAUUAAUUUUUUUAAACCUGAUUACACGUUUUGUGAAACGCUAUAAAACGUGCAAACUGGAUAAUUUUUCAUUUUACAAAAUACUGGGCCCAACCAAUCGCAGGAUGUAAAAGCACCUUAACUCCUAUAUGGCUAUAUUAAUACUACCCGAUAUAGAGUUCCACAUCCUAACAAUACAAAGAAAAGAGUAACAAAAAGAGUUACAAAAGCGAGAAAAGCAAGUGAGAAUGAAAAUAUAACAUAAAAUAUAUUAGAUGUCAUCACCACACAAGAUAUGAAUUAAGCCACAAUGUGUCCUACACAAUAUUUUGAAAUCACCAAUUGCGCACGCAAGACACACUGGGAAACGCAUCUGAUAAGAGUACCCGCUGAAUCUUUUGUUUAAGGGUGCGGGUCAACGAUGCCUCCGACUAUCAAUGAGUAGUCCGACUUCGCCGAUGGUGCCAUCCGGGCGAUUUAAUAUACCGGAUUUCGCAAUAUAUAGAGGAUAUUAGAGUGGUGAAAACAAUAUUUUACGAACGAGCAUAGCGAGUGAGUAAAAUAUAGUUGUUUUUGACACGAGAAGAUAAAAGUCGUCUUCAAGCCACCUUGUAAUAUUCUAUUUAUUAUAUAGUUUCAAGCAAAAAACUGUAUAAAUACUAAAAGUCACGUGAUCGAUAUCUUCACUAGUGAAGACAAGGAAAUAUGUCACUGUGUAUUUCUCAGUAUCUCACUCUCUACUAUAUAAUAAAUUUCGCUAAUGUGCGAUUAUUUUCGUUAAUUCUAUAAUUUCACUGCAGUUUUAAUUUAAAUUCAGCCGUUUAGUUACACGUGAAUAGUCCUUUCAAUCAGGCUUUCAAUGAAGUAAUCUCGCUCUUACAACAAUCAACUGUAUGGACUGCAUGUUAAGCCGGUUUUCCACUAAGCGGAAUUUUGCGCGCGCAGCGGAAUUUUUCUUUGUCUUGUGAUUUCUCGGGUGGAACUAAUUAGAAAAGACAAAGAAAGAUUCCGCUCCGCGCGCAAAAUUCCGCCUAGUGGAAAAGAGGCUUUAAGUUUUAUCACACCAGAGUCAUCCAAUAUUCAAAUUUCAAGUUCCGUUUCAUUUGUUGGUGUUUUGUCUAGCGACCUCCGCUAGUAACUUUUUAAUAUACACUUAUAACCAUAUCAAUUCUGGUUUAAAAAAUUUAUCAAUAGAGCUGUAAGGAAUCCUACACAUAACAAAACAGAUUGUAUAAAAUGUGUGGCAUCAUUGACAUGCAUUGUACAGAAUGAUGUACUGUAUAUCGCUUGCUAUAUUGCUAAAUGGCAUGGGUCUUUGUUGUAGAAAGCUUCUUCAGGGUCUUUGUUGUUGCGCCGUGCGGAAGUAAAGACCCUGGCUUGCGAGGUUGGAACUAGAAUUGGCUCGCGGUUUGGAGGACUGGGGAGAUAAGAGCCUGCAGUUGGAAUCCCUGUUGGUCAGUGCUACGAGGGGCCAAAACUACUGGUACUUUAUGUUACGUUCUUAUAGGUAAAUUGACAUCCCAGGAUGAACAGUCUCAGACGGAGCUAAAUACCUAGAACUUUUCACCAGGGGGCAGUAGGGCCUAUAUGCCGAAAAAAUCCCAAAUACCCAAAGAAUAAUUAAUGUCAUUCUAAAAAUCGUAAAUAUAGUUUUCCUUAGGGGGGGCAGUUGCCCCCCUGUGCACGGCCCUGAUUUAGGGGAGUAAGGCCCCGCCUCCCUCCCCCUUUUAAAGCCCCCCUCCCCCCGUUUUGGCUACGCCACCGGGAUGAAAACCGCCAUUUUCCCCUUGAUAUUGUGAUAAAAUCCAGUGUUAAUGAAAUCACAGUAGAGUUGGGCGAUACUUGGACAUGUCGACAUUAAAUAUCACUCGUGAUUACUUGAGAUUUAUAGUGAUGUCAUAGUUUUCCACAAGGUUGAAAACAUCAUCCGUAAGCACGAGUUCUAUUGUUAUGGGUAAUGGUAUGAGUCAUGAGUAUCAUCGAAAUUAUCGUUACAGUACUCAAUAAUUAUAAUUAAGGUCUAUGACAAUGACUAUCGUGAUAUUCCUUCGAAAGCCGUAGAAAUUCAAUGGACAACUAAGGUUUAUGAAAUGAAGCAAGGUUUUCACAUGUUCUGGUUGAAUUGA
Paramuricea clavata is the source of this 10835-nucleotide messenger RNA. The record is from the annotation of a GenBank genome assembly. NCBI's taxonomy places the organism in Eukaryota, Metazoa, Cnidaria, Anthozoa, Malacalcyonacea, Plexauridae.